GACAAGUGUCUGUAAAUUGUUGUAUAAAACGACCAUAUAAAUAUAAUCUGUUUUAUUAUCAACUCCGUUGAAUCUGGACAUUAUCUGAUAACUCAAUAACUACUAAAUAUAAUUGUUGUAGUUCUUACAUGGACUGUGUUUAACUCUAUUGUACGGUAAAGAUGGCAGACGCAGGCAUUGAUACACAUUGCUGUAGUAUCUGUUUAGAUGAUUUCACUAAACCUAAAAUACUGCCAUGUUUUCACACGUUUUGUCAACAAUGUAUAGACGACUAUAUCAAAGCUCAUUCACAUCUCAACAAGUUUAAUUGUCCUAAUUGUAGAACAGAGAUUCAAGUACCCGAUGGAGGUGCAAGUGGGUUUUCUACAAACUUUUACAUCCAAGCAAAAGGUGAAACACAAAAUCAUUUCUGUCGGAAGCACAAGACAAAAGAAGUAGAAUUUUAUUGUCGUGAUUGUUCUGUUGCUGUUUGUUGUAAAUGUGUUAUAUUGGAUCAUACAACUCACUCAAAAACAGAUCUUACUGAUGUAGACCAAGAACUGAGAGGAAAGUUAAACAUUAUAAAGCGGGAGUUAGAAGGAAAGAUUGAUGAAGUCAACAAACACUGUGAAUCUUUAACCAGUCAAAUAUCUGAUAUCAAGAACCAAGCUAAAAUAGCCUGUGACAAUGUUGAUAAAGAAGUUCAAAGAGUUUGUGAAGGGGUCAAAAAACAUGGUAGUGAUAUAAAAUGUAAAAUGAAUAAAAUUUGUGACAAAGAAAGUAACAAGUUACAGACAUUACAUGGAGAUAUGAUCCAAUUCAAAAGUUCGCUACAGCCCAGUGUUAAAUAUAUAAAUGACGUCCUGAAUGGUAAAUCUACUGUUCCAGUUGUAGAUGCUUUAACCAAUAGACAAAAACUGACAGAAGAUAGCAGAUCAACCACUUCAGAUAUACCCACAGUAAGAUAUGUCCAUUAUACUAUGGUAGAUAUAGAUGUUACAACUUUACGUGAAUUACUAGGUAAAGUAGAAACAAUGGAGUCACGUACCUGGACGUCUAGUUUUAGUUUGAAUCAGAUAGUGAAAACAGACGUGGGUUUCCCUGCUGCUGAUGUAAUAAUACAAGGAAUGCCAUGGUAUGUAUUUGUUAUACAUAAAACAAAUACAUCGGGAUUAGGAUGUUACCUGGUGUUGAGGAGAUCAGAAACAGUUAAAUUUGUUAAAGCUAGCUUUACACUAAAACUAUUAAAUAUAAACGAUGUUAGUAAAUCUAUAGUAAAACAAUUUACAUAUACAUUUACACCUGAUGGUGGUGGAUGGGGUAAUAAUAAGUUUAUAGAGUGGACUAAACUACAGGAUGUAAAUGAUGGCUAUAUUAACAAGAAUAAGACAUUUAGUGUACAGACUUCUGUAAAAAUAAACAAAAUAGAACACCACUAACAUUUAUAUUACAGAACAUAGUACGAUAGAUCGAUGUCAUCAUAAUACAUAGAAAUAUCUUUACUCUAAAAUAUGUUAGUUCAGUCACUUGGUUACUUGCAUGUCAAAUAGAUUUUAAUGUUUAACUUCAACUGGUUCCCGGAUCCAUUCACUGUAUUUGAUAUUUGUUGUUUAUUUCUUGCAAGGUCGAUGUAGUUUAUCUUGUCCAUUUUGUUUUGCAUGUGGUGCGGUCCUCCUGCACUUACUAACAGAAUAAGUUAUGCGUCAAAGGAUGCGUUUGUAAUGGCUGUGUGUUUAAAGGACGUGUGUGUAGUGGUUCUGUGUCCAAAGGUCAUGUGUACAAUCGUUGUGUGCCCAAAAGUUGUGUGUGCAAAGCAGACCAAACAAACAAACCAGCGCCACCUAUAAGUGUUAGUUAAAAUUUAGUGAUGGGCCUCUUUUUUUACCUGACUGGAUCCAAGCUUGAACUGUUAAUCAAAUGAGAAUGAAGGAUUUUACCUAUUUUAUUCUGAAGAUCUGUGAGAACACCUGUAGCAGCACCAGCGAAUUCUGGUGUAAUAUACAACAAUCUAAACUGACCUCUGAAAACAUAACGUGUAAUAUACAACAACCUGAACUGACCCCUGAAAAACAUAACGUUAAUAUCAGGCUAACCUGACAUAUGGAAGUGGUUUUCCAGUGCGUUUUCUCUUUGUCAGUGGUGCAAUACGGAGGGCUGACAAGGGAACGGUGUUGAGUCAUUCAGAUUGGACGAAAAAAUAUUUUUUUUAUAAACAAUAUUUUUAUUUUGGAUGUCUGAAUGGGAUUGGGGAACAGGCUUAGCCUAUGUAAAACCCAUCACAUGUUAACAGGUUAGCGUGCAUGUUAAAGAACCCUUGGCAGUUAGAAUUUGAAAAAAAAUUAAGACAUAAAAGUGUAAGAGUGACAAUCUUGACUCAAAUAUCUUACAGUACAAUAUUUAUUACCGGGGAAAUGUUUUAGUUCAGCAGUGUUGUAUCAAGUCUUAAUCUUUUUAUGCAAAAGGUAAAAGUUGAUGGAGUUUUUGCUUCGUUAAUAAAAAUUAUAUAUUAAAUUGUGGUGUAUAUUUAUCUGGGGAAAGUAUUAUUGUCAAAAUGAAUAUAUAUUUUAUUUUAUAUAAAAGCCAUAUUUUAUUUCAUUUGAAGUUGGGUUGAGGAACAGGCUCGACCAAUGUUGAUACCUCUAUUAUUAUAUUACACAGAAAAUAUUUCCAGCUGUGUUCCCAAGAUCCCAACCUUGGCAAAACCACCAUAUAUUGAUUGCUUGGUAUUAAAACCAGCGGCUGCCAGGCAGGAUACGCCCGCAUUUUGCAAGAGAUGGAUAGAGAACAUGCUAAAAACAAAUGCGAUUUUUUUGACAAUCAGGGGCAAUGUAAAAAUGUUGAAAAUUUUAAGAUUAAACUGAAAACUCAUUUAUUUUGCACACGGAAGGAACCAUAAAAUUCAACUGAUGACAUAUUUAUUAUUUUUAACUUGCAACUGCAUUCUAUCUUAUUUUGUGUGUAAUUAUAGUGUUCUUCCUAUAUUCUACAAGUAUAAUGUAUAUGUUUUGUAGUUUGGGAGUUUGGGAGUGACUUUCCAAACUUCCCACUUUAAAAUGCUAUUGCAUUUCAAAUGAUUUUGAAUUUAUCCUGAUAUUACAUGUAUAUAUAUAUCUUUGUAGCUUAGGAGGGACCUAUGGAAGAUUAGUUUUUUUGUUGGGUUUUUUUUUUGCAAACUAAAUACG
Molecule: messenger RNA, 3161 nt
Organism: Patella vulgata (common limpet)
Lineage: Eukaryota; Metazoa; Mollusca; Gastropoda; Patellidae
Product: tripartite motif-containing protein 2-like
Exons: 1
Coding region: 162-1418 (418 amino acids)
Biological process (GO): positive regulation of DNA-templated transcription
Cellular component (GO): nucleoplasm; chromatin
Molecular function (GO): zinc ion binding; ubiquitin-protein transferase activity; protein binding
Source: RefSeq, a predicted model, not a curated record